UCGUGGACGAGAUUUAAACGUUCUUUUCUUCUUCGGCCAUUACCCAAAGCCAUGGGCAAGUUUAUGAAAACAGGCAAGGUAGUUCUUGUGCUGAAUGGCCGAUUUGCAGGACGUAAAGCUGUCAUUGUAAAGAAUUAUGAUGAAGGUACGACAGAAAAACCCUAUGGUCAUGCACUUGUUGCUGGAAUUGACAGAUACCCCAGAAAGAUCACAAAAAGUAUGGGGAAAAAGAAACAAAAGGAUAGAUCUAAACUUAAGAGUUUCCUAAAGAUAUGCAAUUACAACCAUCUGAUGCCAACCAGAUACUCUGUUGAUGUUAACUUAGACAAGGCUACAGUAAACAAAGACGCUUUCAGAGACCCAGCUCUAAAAAGGAAAGCAAGAAAAGAUGCUAAAGCUAAAUUUGAAGAAAAAUACAAGACAGGAAAAAACAGAUGGUUCUUCCAGAAGUUACGCUUCUAAGUUAACAAAUAAAGUAAAAAAAACAUUA
Mytilus californianus (California mussel) is the source of this 490-nucleotide messenger RNA. RefSeq names its product 60S ribosomal protein L27-like. The record is from RefSeq and is a predicted model, not a curated record. Lineage: Eukaryota; Metazoa; Mollusca; Bivalvia; Mytilida; Mytilidae. Bases 52 to 462 code for a protein of 136 amino acids. Gene Ontology annotation, cellular component: ribosome; cytosolic large ribosomal subunit. Gene Ontology annotation, biological process: translation. Gene Ontology annotation, molecular function: structural constituent of ribosome. The transcript has 5 exons.